Psammomys obesus (fat sand rat) is the source of this 977-nucleotide messenger RNA. RefSeq names its product B and T lymphocyte associated (gene Btla). Gene Ontology annotation, molecular function: signaling receptor activity. Bases 57 to 977 code for a protein of 306 amino acids. NCBI's taxonomy places the organism in Eukaryota, Metazoa, Chordata, Mammalia, Rodentia, Muridae. Gene Ontology annotation, biological process: immune response-regulating cell surface receptor signaling pathway. Gene Ontology annotation, cellular component: plasma membrane. The transcript has 6 exons. The record is from RefSeq and is a predicted model, not a curated record.
AAAAAAGACGAAGCCUUCUGCUUGAGGCGUUUCCCUCUGUGUGAUAUGUGCUGGAAAUGAAGACCCUGCCUGCCAUGCUUGGGACCCCAGCGUUACUUAGGGAACUCUUAAUCCUCAAUCUGGGCCUCUGGAGCACCCUUUGUCAGGAACCUACUAAGAGUAAUGGUGAAGUGUCAUGUCAAAUACAACUUAAUGUUAAGAGGAACUCAGAAUACACUGUCUCAACAGGAGAUAUUUUAAAAAUUGAAUGUCCCGUGACGUACUGCGUUCAGAGACCUAAUGUGACUUGGUGCAAGCAGCAUGAAACAAACUGUUUACCCCUUGAGGAGCGACCUCAGCUACACAUGAAUUGGGAAGAAAAUGACCGGGUUUCAGUUUUUGUUCUCUACUUUAAACAAAUAAAUCUCAGUGACAACGGGUUAUAUAGCUGUUCUACAAACUUUAACUCUGAUGUUGUUAAUAGCCAUGCAAUAGCCGUCCACGUGAAAGAAAGGGCUCAAAAGUAUUCAGAACACCCUCUAACAGUGUCUGGCAUCCCAGAUACCACCAAUGCCUCAGGACCACCCACCAUAGAAGAGAAGCCAGGCAGGACCUGGCUGCUUUACAUCUUGCUUCCUUUGGGGGCAUUGCUUUUGCUCCUUGCCUGUUUCUGCAUGGUCUGCUUUCUGAAAAGGCUCCAAGGGAAAGAAAAGAAGCCUUCUGACUUAGCAGGAAGGGAAAUUAAUCUGGUUGAUAUUCCAGUGAGUUCCAGGAUGAAUUCCCAAACACUGCCAUCAGGAGCUGGGGUUUAUGAUAAUGAUCCCUGGUCCAGUGUUCAACAAGGGUCUGAAUCCACAACUAACUCACAACUGGAGCAAGGCAAACAGGGUGUUGUUUACGCUUCUUUGAACCAUUCUGCGAUUGGAAGAAACCCAAGACAGGCAAGCAACGUGCAAGAGGCCCCCACAGAAUAUGCAUCCAUAUGUGUGAGGAGUUAA